Penicillium antarcticum is the source of this 1896-nucleotide messenger RNA. RefSeq names its product putative very-long-chain acyl-CoA synthetase family protein (CefD1). The transcript is spliced from 4 exons. Lineage: Eukaryota; Fungi; Ascomycota; Eurotiomycetes; Eurotiales; Aspergillaceae. Bases 1 to 1896 code for a protein of 631 amino acids. Gene Ontology annotation, molecular function: long-chain fatty acid transmembrane transporter activity; long-chain fatty acid-CoA ligase activity. The record is from RefSeq and is a predicted model, not a curated record.
AUGGAUCUAGGAACUGCUGCCGCUGCUUUGCUUGGUGGUGCUACUGUCGCCAGUUAUCUAAACGCCAAAUUCCAUAUCAAGAAAGACGUGUCAGGCAUUCUCACAGCGAAGAGAGCAGAGCGCGAAUAUGCUCGGGCUGUCAGCCAUAACCGCGGAAAUCCAUGGUUUGUCUUCGUGGAGACCGUGAAGCGCCACCCUGAUAUGAGCUGCCUUUGGACUCGCGAAAAGUCAUAUACAUACCGAGAAGUGCAAGACCAGGCCUGCCAAUAUGCCCACUUUUUCCUAUCGCAGGGAGUGAAGAAGGGCGAGCUUGUAGCUGUUUAUCUUCAAAACAGUGCAGAGUUUAUGGCGGUGUGGAUAGCCCUAUGGAGCAUUGGCUGUGCUCCUGCUGCCAUCAAUUACAAUCUUGCUGGUGAUGCGCUCCUGCACUGCUUGAAGAUCAGUGGCUCGAAGAUUCUCCUAGUCGACGAAGAUUCCGGCUGCCAGGCGCGGGUAGGGGAAUCUCUGGAUGCCAUCGCUGGCCUUGGAAUGAGCCCCAUGACACUAGAUGGCUCCCUAAAAGCGCAAAUCAGCACGCUCCCGACGUCUUUGCCACCAAAAGAGCUAGCAAAGGGUAUCAAGGGCGAGUUCCCGGCUAUUCUGAUCUAUACCUCGGGUACCACUGGUUUGCCCAAGGGAUGCGCAUUCACUAUGGCUCGACUUUACACCACUCUCUUUAUACGCCAGGGGAUGAUGGGGGAUAAACCUGGCCCGGACGGUGACCGAUGGUACAGUUGCAUGCCUUUAUAUCACGGUACUGGUGCGAUAUCAUUGGCCUCGUGUCUGGUCAUGGGAGUCAGUAUCGCGAUCGGUCCCAAGUUCAGCGUUCGCAACUUCUGGAAUGAUAUUCGCGACUCCGAGUCGACUAUCUUUGUCUAUGUUGGCGAGACCGCUCGCUAUCUACUUGCUCCGCCGCCCUCGCCCCAAGACAAGAACCACAAGGUCCGCUGCAUGUAUGGUAAUGGCCUUCGCCCAGACGUUUGGGAGCAGUUUCGCGAGCGAUUCGGGGUUGCAGAGGUGGGAGAGUUCUUCAACAGCAGCGAGGGGAUCUUCGGUCUCUUCAAUUACAAUUGCGGUCCAUUCACGGCCGGCAGUGUUGGCCACCAUGGGCUGAUUAUGCGUGGGGUAAUGCAUAAUGUCUAUGUUCCGGUAGCAAUUGACCCCGAAACUGGUGAUAUUCUUCGGGAUUCCAAGACUGGCUUUGCGGUUCGCUCGCCUUAUGACCAGGGUGGCGAGAUUCUCGUCAAUAUCCCCGGGGAGGAUGUUUUCCAAGGAUACUGGCGCAAUUCGGAAGCCACUAAUAAGAAAUUUUUGCGUGAUGUCUUCAAGAAGGGAGAUCUUUACUAUCGCUCUGGUGAUGCUCUACGUCGACUUAGUGAUGGUCGUUGGUACUUCCUUGACCGACUAGGGGAUACUUUCCGUUGGAAGAGUGAGAACGUCUCCACUGCCGAGGUCGCUGAAGUUAUCGGCCAAUUCCCUGGUGUGGCCGAGGCCAACGUAUAUGGAGUCCGUCUCCCUAAUCAUGAAGGACGAGCCGGUUGUGCAGCGAUCCAAAUUAGCCCAGAAGCCCGUCAGAACUUUGAUUACACAGCACUUGCCCGCUUUGCCCGCGCCAAGCUACCUCGAUAUGCUGUUCCGCUCUUCUUGCGUGUUGUCGAGAAUCCUACUCACAUUCAUAACCAUAAGCAGAACAAGGUACCUCUCCGUGACGAGGGCGUGGACCCUGCACUCCUUGGUACCAAGGCACCAGAAGGCAAGGAUGAUCAUUUCCUUUGGAUUGCUCCCGGUGAAGACAGCUAUUCGCCGUAUGGACAGAAGGACUGGAAUCAAUUGUCAGAUGGAAGCGCUCGGUUGUGA